GCGCUCCGGGGCCCCUUGCGGCUGAAGGUGUCCGCCCUCGCCAUGCGGCUGAGAAGUCCUGGGCUGUUCUUCCUGCUGCUCAGCGGCCUGCAAGCUGAUAUUCAAGAAAAAGAAGUCAGAGCCAUGGUGGGCAGCGAUGUUGUGCUCAGCUGCAUGAGCCCCGAGGGGAGCAGUUUUGACUUAGAUGAUCUUUUUGUUUACUGGCAAAUCAGUGAAACAACGGCAGUGACUUACUUCUUGCCGGAGAACAAAUCCUUGAGCCACGUGGACAGCCGCUACCGGGACCGUGCCUGGCUAUCACAGGCCGGCAUGAGGCAGGGUGACUUUUCCCUGCACCUGUCCAACAUCACCCCCCACGAUGAACAGAAGUUCAACUGCCUGGUGUUCAGGAAAUCCUUAAAGUUAAAUCAGGUCUUGAAAGAAGUGAUCAGGCUGCAUGUGGCAGCAAACUACAGCAUGCCCGUGGUCAGCACCCCCAGCAGCCCCUCCCAGGAUGAGGAGCUCACCUUCACAUGCACAUCCACCAAUGGCUACCCGAGACCAAAUGUGUACUGGAUCAACAAGACUGACAACAGUCUGCUGGACAAGGCUUUGCAGAAUGACACCAUGACCUUGAACGAGCGGGGCUUGUAUGAUGUGGUCAGCAUCCUGAGGAUCCCACAGACCCCCAAUGUAAAUGUUGGCUGCUGCAUAGAGAACGUGCUUCUGCACCAAAACCUGACUGUCAGCAGUCAGACAGAAACUUCCCCUGGAACCAAAGACAAGGUCACAGAGAACCCAGACAAUUCCCCCAAGGAGAAAAACGUGGCCGUUUUCAGUGUCCUGGCUGUUUUGUGUGUGUUGGCGGCCGUGGCUGUAGGCUGGAUAUGCAAGGGCAAAUGUUCCCGCGGAGGCUAUACAGGUGCCUGGGCUUCAAGGCGAGAGCUGGAGCUCACCGCACCCCAUGGGGGUGUCUACAGUAGCCAGACACCAAUUGCUUCUCUGGGUCACAGCAGUGGUUGCUGUGACUCUCGGGUGGCCCGGUGGAGGGGGUGUGUGCUCACAGUCCUGUGA
Molecule: messenger RNA, 1053 nt
Organism: Carlito syrichta (Philippine tarsier)
Lineage: Eukaryota; Metazoa; Chordata; Mammalia; Primates; Tarsiidae
Gene: ICOSLG
Product: inducible T-cell costimulator ligand
Exons: 7
Coding region: 43-1053 (336 amino acids)
Source: RefSeq, a predicted model, not a curated record